Molecule: messenger RNA, 540 nt
Organism: Juglans microcarpa x Juglans regia
Lineage: Eukaryota; Viridiplantae; Streptophyta; Magnoliopsida; Fagales; Juglandaceae
Product: histone H1-like
Exons: 2
Coding region: 1-540 (179 amino acids)
Biological process (GO): negative regulation of DNA recombination; chromosome condensation; nucleosome assembly
Cellular component (GO): nucleosome; nucleus
Molecular function (GO): double-stranded DNA binding; nucleosomal DNA binding
Source: RefSeq, a predicted model, not a curated record
AUGAUAGAGCUGCAAGAUAUAGCGACAAUAGAGGAAAAUUAUUAUGGUGGAAAUGUGAACCUCGCUCAUAGGGGAGUCCAGCGUCGUCGGGGUGAGGGAGAUGAGAGAGAGGAGAGGGGUGAGGCUUCAGGGAUCGAGUGUUUCAAAUGGGUGAGGGAGAGGAAAGGGGAGAGGGACCUGUCAAGCUUUUUCCCUUCUAUGGGUUUUUGUACUAUGAUACGCGAGGCCAUACUGACUCUUAAGGUCUGGACCGGCUCGAGCCAUCAAGUAAUAGUGAAGUUCACAGAGGAGAAGUACAAGAAAGUGUUGCCACCCAAUUUCAAGAAAGUCUUCUCUAUUCAGUUAAAGAGGUUUGUCAAGUCUGAGAGGCUUGUGAAAAUCAAGAACUCCUUCAAGGUCUCCUCCACCGAGAAGGUCAAGUUGGUGGUCAAAGAGAAAGACACCAACAAAAAGGAGGAUAACAUCACCAAAACCUGGAAGGCUGUAACUCCCAAUAAGAUUGCAGAGAAGAAGGGUGUGAAGACCAAGAGGCUUAGUUAG